Labeo rohita (rohu) is the source of this 2636-nucleotide messenger RNA. RefSeq names its product cholinergic receptor, nicotinic, alpha 5 (gene chrna5). Gene Ontology annotation, cellular component: postsynaptic membrane; neuron projection; synapse. Bases 91 to 2466 code for a protein of 791 amino acids. The transcript has 17 exons. NCBI's taxonomy places the organism in Eukaryota, Metazoa, Chordata, Actinopteri, Cypriniformes, Cyprinidae. Gene Ontology annotation, molecular function: transmembrane signaling receptor activity; acetylcholine-gated monoatomic cation-selective channel activity. Gene Ontology annotation, biological process: nervous system process; chemical synaptic transmission; monoatomic ion transmembrane transport. The record is from RefSeq and is a predicted model, not a curated record.
GUUCAGUGACAGCAUACUGGUUACAAGUUUCAAGAAACUCAAUUAGCUUGUGGAGUGCAGGGAAAGCAAAUUAAAUCUUGCUCAGCAGCCAUGGUUGGCGUGUUUCUCCUUGCAUAUAUCUAUGUGAAUCUAUUCCUUAAAUGCCAAGGUCAAAACAUUCAUCAAGCUAAGAUUUUCAGUGAAAAUACAGAAGUACCAGAAGGCGGUAGACUGGAGGUUACCUGCAGCACAUUUGGUUUUACAGUAAAGCCAGUUUAUUUAUAUUUGUGUAAAAAUGGUAAAGCUAUUGAUAUGAAAAAUGCACCCACUCGACAAGACACCGCCUUUAAAAUAGAGAGAAUAGAAAUGAACCAUUCAGGCAACUACAGCUGUGUGUUUUCAGAUGAGCAGUUGCAAACAUCAGAAGUGAUGGGAUAUGGUCAUAAUUACAUCUUCAUAAAUGUGAUCGAAUCUUUUAUUUAUACACAGAUACAUUCGCUUAAGUCUAAGGUGCCGGUGGGAGGUGAUGCUGCAUUUAACUGUAAAACGUCCAAUCCUUUACACAAAAAACAGCUCGAGAACAUGAUUUUGGUUUAUCUAAUCAAAAAUGGAAAACCUAUUGAAGUUAAUAUUUGGGACACAGAGAAGAUGAUGACAACAUUCACCCUCAGAGAGGUCCGGAUGGAAGACGCUGGAUCAUACAGUUGUGUUGUAUUGUUAAACAUACUCCCUUACCAAGGAAUGAGAUUUCAUCAAAAUAUUAAAGUCGAUCUUCAGAUAACUGCAAUAUCUAACAGUGGCAUAAACAAAGUUACAAUUGCCGUAACAUGCUCUACCAUAGUGUUGCUUCUCAGUCUGUUGGGAAUCUGGGUACUGAUCCGAAAACGAGGAUGCCUUGGAUUACACAAUAAAAGAUCCUCAAAGAAUGAGACAGAGCUCAGAGAAGCAGAAAAAUUCUAUGAAGAAAUUGACAAACCUGACACAUCUGGUGCUGGUAACAUACAACGUGUGGACUGGCCUGGUGCAGAUUGGGAAGAUUCUUCUGAUGGUCGUCUCUGUGGCUUUGCUGCUCCUGAUGGUAUCAUGGUAACAGCUCAAACUGUCAGAUGUCUCCUCCUGCUUGUCUGCUGUACUGUACUCUGCUCCUCUAUAGGGCCUCCUGUGCUGUCUUCCUAUGCCAAGACAGAAGACAAGCUGUUUAAACAUCUGUUCAGCAGCUACCAGAAAUGGGUGAGACCAGUGGAGGAUCUAAACGGAACAGUGCAGGUGAAAUUUGGCCUGGCUAUUUCCCAGCUGGUGGAUGUGGAUGAGAAGAACCAGCUGAUGACAACCAAUGUUUGGAUGAAGCAGGAGUGGACAGACAUGAAGCUCCGAUGGAAUCCAGAUCAUUAUCUGGGCAUCACCUCCAUCAGAGUUCCCUCAGACUCCAUCUGGAUUCCUGACAUUGUGCUCUAUGACAAUGCAGAUGGUAAUUUCGAGGCCACGGUGACAAAAGCAGUGGUGAGAUAUGACGGCACUAUCUCCUGGACCCCUCCUGCCAACUAUAAAUCUGCCUGCACCAUCGAUGUGACGUUCUUCCCCUUUGACCUUCAGAACUGCUCCAUGAAGUUUGGUUCCUGGACCUAUGACGGUUCCCAGGUGGACAUUCUCCUUGAGGAUGUACACGUGGACAAACGUGACUAUUUUGACAGUGGUGAAUGGGAGAUUGUGACAGCCACAGGUAGCCGGGGUUUGAGAAGUGAUGGGACCUUUUUCUAUCCAUCUAUUACUUACUCCUUUAUUAUCCGACGUCUUCCUCUUUUCUACACACUCUUCCUCAUCAUUCCCUGCAUUGGACUGUCUUUCCUGACCGUGCUGGUGUUUUAUCUCCCAUCUAAUGGAGGAGAAAAAAUCUCCCUCUGCACGUCCGUCCUCGUCUCUCUUACUGUCUUCCUUCUUGUGAUAGAAGAGAUCAUCCCUUCCUCCUCAAAGGUGAUUCCUCUCAUUGGAGAAUAUCUGGUCUUUACUAUGAUCUUCGUGACGCUUUCCAUUGUCAUCACUGUCUUUGCCAUUAACAUCCAUCAUCGCUCCUCAUCUACUCAUCACAGCAUGGCGCCCUGGGUCCGCCGUAUCUUUCUGCACCACCUGCCUAAACUGCUCUGCAUGCGCAGCCAUGUGGACCGCUACGCCACCACUGCUGCGAGGAACGGAAGAGAAGGGCUUGGCUAUGCAAAGAGUCCAGGCCAUGAUACCACUCCUCUGCUCAAUACAGAGCAUAGUCUACGGGCAGCCUUAGAAUCUAUACGCUACAUCACGCUUCAUGUGGUGAAGGAGAAUGAAGUCAGAGAGGUUGUUCAGGACUGGAAGUUUGUGGCCCAGGUUCUGGACCGGGUUUUCCUGUGGGCAUUUCUCUUAGUAUCACUGCUCGGCUCUGCUCUGCUUUUCAUUCCAGUCAUCUAUAAAUGGGCCAACAUCAUUGUUCCCAGCUAUGCUGGAAGCACAAGCUAAAACACAUGAAUGUAUACAACUAAAAAAUCUUUGGCAUGGAUAAAGUUUUUGUAUUAUUAUCACAUGCAUUUCUGUAGUCUUCAAAACAUCUAUGCAACUUGUGGCGAUUGAGCGCUGUUAUUUAUGCUGUAACAUGCUGCAUCACAUUAAUCAUUGUAUGCUGAUUUCAU